Messenger RNA from Sphaerodactylus townsendi, 6016 nucleotides. RefSeq names its product potassium voltage-gated channel interacting protein 2 (gene KCNIP2). The transcript has 9 exons. The record is from RefSeq and is a predicted model, not a curated record. Lineage: Eukaryota; Metazoa; Chordata; Lepidosauria; Squamata; Sphaerodactylidae. Gene Ontology annotation, biological process: regulation of potassium ion transmembrane transport. Gene Ontology annotation, cellular component: voltage-gated potassium channel complex. Gene Ontology annotation, molecular function: calcium ion binding; potassium channel regulator activity. The coding region runs from base 262 to 1023 and encodes 253 amino acids.
CGUGUGAACGCGCGAGGGAAGCUGCUGUGCGCAGGAGCUGGCGGGGGAGGCGAAGAGGCAGGCGGGGAAGGCGCCGGCUCUUGCUUCUCCUGUUGCCGGGGAGCCGGACGCCCCUGCCCUGCGCCCCCCCCGGGAGGCUCCGCGGAGGGCGCCCGUGGGCCCGGGGCGCCCUGGACCCACUGAAGAGGCACCGCCGCGAGAAGAGGCGCACCAGCGGGUCCCGCCCCGUCCCAGCGCCGGACUCCUCCUGGGCUCCGCAAAAUGCGCGGCAAGGGCAGGAAAGACAGCCUCGCCGACUCCCGCGACCUCGACGGCUCGUACGACCAGCUGACGGGCAACCCACCUGGCCAUGCUAAAAAAGCCCUGAAGCAGCGGUUCCUCAAGCUGCUGCCCUGCUGCCGCCAGCCCAAAUCCAUCCCCUCAAUCAGUGAAAACAGUGUAGAGGAUGAAUUUGAACUCUCCACCGUGUGUCAUCGGCCCGAGGGCCUGGACCAACUGCAGGAGCAAACCAAGUUCACCCGCAAGGAACUGCAGGUCUUGUACAGGGGCUUCAAAAAUGAGUGCCCUACUGGCAUUGUUAAUGAAGACAGCUUCAAGCAGAUCUAUUCACAGUUCUUCCCACAAGGAGAUUCCAGUACAUAUGCAACUUUUCUUUUCAACGCAUUUGACACUGACCAUGACGGCUCUGUCAGUUUUGAGGAUUUUGCGGCUGGCUUGUCCGUCAUUCUACGUGGCACUAUAGAAGACCGGCUUAAUUGGGCUUUUAACCUCUAUGACCUGAACAAAGAUGGCUGCAUUACCAAAGAUGAAAUGUUGGACAUAAUGAAAUCCAUUUAUGACAUGAUGGGCAAAUACACAUAUCCGGCCAUGCAAGAAGAGGCCCCGCAAGAACAUGUGGAAAGUUUCUUCCAGAAAAUGGACCGGAACAAGGAUGGUGUUGUGACCAUUGAGGAAUUCAUUGAGUCGUGCCAGAAGGAUGAAAACAUCAUGAGUUCCAUGAAGCUCUUUGACAACGUGAUCUAGCUAGCCAGUCUGGGAGCCCAGACAUUCACAAACCCCCCCAAGGGCCUCUCUUUUUGGCAUAGUCCCGAGGUGCUCUCCUUUUGCCUGUCGGGACAAAACAGCCCCAGCUCUUGUCCACGUUGUAUUGGACAACUUCGUGGAGAAAAUCCUCAUGUAUACCAGACACAACUGGAGAGACAACCCUGCACUCCAGGUGGGGAGGCUUCAGCUGGAUUGUUCUGGGCCUGAAAGAAGAAGAGGUGCCUGGCAUCUACAAGCAUUUUCUCUGGGCAUUGGGGGGAAAACCCUAAGCACCAACCCCCAGGAAACAGCACUUUCCUGUCACAAAGUCAUGUGCUUGCCCUCAAGGGCCUUCCAAAUCAGCAACCCCCUCGGGCCCUCACUGGGAUUCCACAUGGGUUUUACACGAUGAGAUAGCAAUGCAAACACUGACCACCAAGGACUCAUGAAUGUUUUGGUGUAUCUACAAGCCUACAGACUUGCUGUAGGGAGAGGACUCCAUCUGAUCUGCACCUUGGCUCCCACCGCACCCUAAGGCUUCCUCCAUGGAGAGACAUCUCCUGGUGUCAAGGCACCUCGCAGUCCCUGCACUAAACUCAGUUGUAUGCUUUGCAAUUUUUGAAGUGGAGCUGCAGAAGGGAAGAAGAUAGUGGUGGGUGGGAUUUUGCCUUCUGGUUUCUCCAUUGGCAUUUUUGGCAGACCAGGGAUGCCGCAUCACCCAAGAGAGGCAGGUGUCACAGAACCUCUAGGCUUCAUUCCGGAAUUAGGAAAAAAGGAGUUUGUAUCCAGCUGCUUGCUGGAGGAGCAGAUAGCCCAGUAACUAGGUUGGUGACUUUUCCUGCAAGAUCCUCUGCCCUUCCAAUAGAAAUGACAUGGAUGAGGGGAGGGGAGAUCUCACUGGAAACACUCAAUCCAUAAUACUGCCUAAAGCUGUUUCUGUGUGGCCUCACUUUGUUUCCAACUGUACAGGAUUAACUUCUUGUCUCAAAUAAUAUUUCUGAUUUGUGAAGCACCUUCAGUAAUUAGAUAUGAUAGAGAAAACAGAUGUCAGGAGAGCAGAAGUCCCUUAGUGCGACUUGGGGAUUGGUCAAGAAUUAUAGGUGAUUCUGUGCCCAUCUUCAUGAGAAGACACACAGGUACUGGGCUCUAGGAAACCACAGAGUUCUGCUAAUUGAGGCUUGACUGGAACUAGGUGCACUGACUGAAUAAAAAUUUAGUUUCACAAAGUGAUCAGACAAUGUGAUUAUACUGCACGGUAGGAGUAAAAAGGCAUUCCUAUGAGAGGGACUUGUAAAGAAAGGCCAUAGGAGAGUCUCUGCUACUCAUGCCCUUUGCCACAUAUUUCUCCUUCUUGCUCAGAAGUCUAAUGGUUUCUGUUUGGAAGCUCCUCAACUCUCUGUGUUGCCAUCCCUUUCCAACUGACAUCCUCAAAUAAAGAAACAGUUAAGCCCUUCGGGAGCAUAUAAUAAGCAGCUAGCAAUUUCAGAGCUGCAUUAGGGCCCUCCAACAGAGCAUUCAGAAUAUAAUAGCCACUGUUUCAGAAGGUCACAGAAAGCCCCCAUCUCAAGCAAUUAUUGGCAUCAGUGUAACAGCCAAUCAGGAUAAGAAUACUGAAAGGGAAAAAAACCAGGAUUACCACCCUGAGGUACACAAAGUAUUUGGAAGAGUCAAAGAUGACACUAAAAGCCCAUCAUGUGGGACUGUUGAUCUACAGUAAAGGCAGAGAAUACUGAACUAACUGGGAGCUGAGGAAUCACAACUAGUGGCAAUAUUUAGAUGACAGAAACAAAUGUUAUCUGUCCUACCGGUAGCCUAUGUAGCUGCCCCCACUGAACACAAGUUCAUCCUACUCAUACUGUUCUUACUUUCCUGAGCUCCAUUGAAGUCUAUUGUCUCUACAUCCUAACCACCAACUCUCCUACUUUUGAUUCCUUACACACAAUCACAACUCCAAGGAAGUGCUUAGUGGAUGCUUCAUGGCCCAAAUGGAGAAGGGUCCCUGUUUGGAGUGUUUUCAAAUAAAAUGUGUGAUUUAGGAGGGAUUCCUCUGGCAGUGAAUGACAGAUUGGCAUGAGGCUGAAAGGAACUGGCUGGCUCAGGAGUCACUAGCUAUGCAAACAGACUUCCAAGUGCACUGGAGCUCCUGUGCGGCUCUUCCCUUCCUGAGACUGCCACCGCCUCUUGCAAUCUGCCUAGUUACUGAAGAAUCCCUCUUUAUAUAGACUAGAUUUGUGCUUUAAGGAUAACAGAUGAACUAGGCCUUGAGGCAAGGGUAGCGUUUCUACCAUUAAUAAAUUUAAACAAAGGAACCAACUCCCAUUACCCAGUCCCAUCGUCUCAGGACUUUUCACAGCAUUUUUAAAGCCCUUCUCCCCUCCCUCCCCUUUAACUAGGGCUACCCCACCCAGACUGCUGAAUGAUCAAGCCACUCACAAUACUCGACCCCUUUUUAAUCUUCCUCACCCCAGUACCUCCUACACGUACACUUUGUGAACAAAAACCAGCAUCUGUUGCACUCCUUGUCAUCAACUAUUUAUUUAUUUAAAUAUUCUUACCCUGCUUUGGGUUUUGGGCAUACAUGCCAGUCCCCAUAAGGAACAUUCCCUUGGCUCCCACAACUUGGAUCUUUGCCAUUCACAGUCCUCAUUGGGGCGAUCUUGUCCAGACAACCUCAGUCUCAAGAACAAUCACCAAUGUCUCUCAUGCCCUCAGACCUAGAACAGAAGCACACCAGAGCGUGAGGUAGUAUUACUGCUCUCUCAAGACUCUCUCCAAUGGCUACUCCGAAUACCUCAGAGUUGCCCUACUGACAUGUAGCCACACGAGUUGCUUCUUGCUCAAUGAAGUGUGCAUCAGAUGAUGACUGGGGUUAGUCCACGUGUUAUUGUUGCCUGUUUAAGUAAUUUGAAACAGCUCACUCAGUGGCCAUAAAGUGGAUCAUUCCCAUUUGACAGAAAAUGUCCAUACUGCCACCACCAGAAAUUACUUGAGCAGAGCGUUUCAUAUCUUAUUGCCAAUGAUGAAGUCAACUUUCUGUGAAGGCAGCUGCAAGUUUUAUGCGUGCAGUGCCAUAGUGGUUAAACUGUCCCUGUGAAUUGGAGCCAAGAUGUUGGCCUGACAGCAACUGCUGACAGCUAUCUGUUUGGGGAGGGGUGGGGUGCUGGUAUAAGAUAGUCUCCUUUGGCAAGUAGCUGACUCUUGUGAGGUAGUAAAGGUGAUACACCCCAUAUAGUAUUGCUCCUUCAAGGUAUAAAACAGCCGAGUUUUUCCUAAUAAAUUUGUAACUCAUCCAUUACCAACAGUCCAAUCCGGAGAGGGGGCAAUUACACUGUGGGAGCAGUAAAGGGCACUCAUGCCAGAAGAGAAAACAAAAAGGCUGGCAUCCUGCUGCCCCACAGUGGGCAAACCCAGGAGUCAAGGCUGCCACAGAGCUUUGCUGGCAUUCAAGCAGAUCCCAGCAUGGGCGGGGAGGCUGGGGCAUUCCUGGGGGUGGAGCUGAGUUUAGCCAUUUCCCACCAGCAUUCCAGCCUGAGAACGCUGGCAUCCAGCCCUGCACACUUACACGGCACAAAAGCGCAGCAUAAGCCUGUUUGUUCUAUAAGAUGCUUUGGGUGGCUGGUGGGAUUUAAACUUUCCAUCCUUUCUGCACUGCCCAAAGCCCCUGUGGAGGCAGUUGUGACGCUGCAGUUCCUGGCCAUCUCCAUGCACCCCUCCCCAUAUGGAUUGGUGUGUAAGGAUCCAAGGUGUUCUUCUGGAACAGGGAAGCAAAUUCCUGGCAUUCCUGCUUAUAGGCUAAAUAGGUAAAGCAACAAAUGGGAAGUGCUGAAAACAGAACGAGGAAAGCACUGGGUAGCAGGCAGAAUAAAACCUAGAAUCUAACCUCUCCUGCAUUUUCUAGAAAAGCCUAGUCUCAAAAUUUCACAUAACAAGUUGAGAAUUUGUGCUAAUGGGACUGAUGCAAGGAACUGUCUUUGAACUAAGUUAGGCAGUCCUGAGUUGAAUGAAUCCCUGGCCUAUCAUUUCCAAAUUCACAGGCACAAUUCCGCUCCCACCCACCCCCACCCCAGCCUUCCUGAGAUCCUUUAAGAUAAACUGUGCAUCUUCUACAAGCAUAUCUAUAGCCAGAUCCCUGAAAUAGACUACUGUUUCCUGUGCCUGGGCCAGAAUCAGCCUUAGGCCUACCAGAAACAGCUAGAAACAGAGGAGGAACACCCCCUCAGUUACUCCACCACACAUAAUGAAGCCUCCCACCAGUCCAAACCAUGCAUUCCCAGGUUGAGACAAGGGCUUCUAUUCCCUUUCUGAUAAUAUAAUCUUAGGGGGUUUUAUAUUGAGAAAGUCUGUUUUAAAUUCUGUACUCAACAUAAUUUCUAACGCAGAUUUGCCCCCUUGACAGCCUUGAAGCAAAACUUUUACAAUCAGGCUGGCUAGACUGAUAAAACAGUGGAUUUCCUUACCCCAUCUUAGUGCAUGUUAAUGGGUAAAGUGGGAUUUUCAGUCUACAUUAGUUGUGAUGAGUACAGAAUUAUUCUAAAAUAAUGAAAACAAAGUAGGAGGGUGUAAUCUUUCCAUCUGGCGUUAGGCUCUCCUUCCUGCCAUAUUGGUUCCACCUAGAUCAUGCCUCAACUCUGCAAAGCUCAUAUCCCAACUCAUCUCUGACCUCCUCACAGAUUGUUCUUUGGUCUCAAUCUGUUUCCAUGCUGAUUGUUGCUUCUCUUAAUCUGAGAGCAGUCCAAAAGUGGAUGGAAUUGUCCACUGGGGAAACAAGGCACUUGAUGCUGUCUACUGCUCCCUUCCUCACUCAUAUGCCAGCUGCAUCUCUCCGUCUGUGUUCUCACUGCAGUCACUGGGCUGGGGACCAGACAACCCAGUCUGACCACACUGGUGGGGCACAUCAGGCUCUGUUAUCUGCUUUGUGUUUUCAACUCUGUAUAUUUUGUAUAAUAACAAAGAUCAAAUGACAAUAAAUGCAACCACAAUGGCUAUGCACUAA